Messenger RNA from Ostrinia furnacalis (Asian corn borer), 1909 nucleotides. RefSeq names its product fatty-acid amide hydrolase 2. Bases 104 to 1735 code for a protein of 543 amino acids. NCBI's taxonomy places the organism in Eukaryota, Metazoa, Arthropoda, Insecta, Lepidoptera, Crambidae. The record is from RefSeq and is a predicted model, not a curated record. The transcript is spliced from 13 exons. Gene Ontology annotation, cellular component: endomembrane system.
GCGUGCCCAUUUUGACCAAAGUACAUAAUUAAUUUUACGAUCGUAGGUAAUUUUCUUGGCCUGUAUCUAAAGCGACAGCCAUUACCAAACGGUUUGGUGAGCUAUGUGCACAUCUAACGUGACUAAAACAGAUAACCCUGAGCGUCGCAACCGCAAAUCUUCAAGAAUAUUCUGCGGGAUGGCAUCCAACAUAUUGAAGCACUUGUACCUGAUCUUCCGGACAUACCUGGACAUGUUUAUUGACAUCGUCUUUGCAUUCAUCUUUGAGGGGAAGAGACAAGCUAUACCGGACCUUGAAAGUCGACAUGCGAUCCUGGCUCAGAGUGCGGUAUCUCUGGCAGCGAAGAUUAGAAAUAAAGAACUGACGUCUCAAGAAUUGGUGACUGCUUGUAUUGAACGGAUCAAAGCGGUGAACCCUGUCCUCAAUGCUGUGGUGGACGAGCGGUUUGAAGACGCCUUGAAAGAAGCGAAAGAAAUUGAUAAGAAGAUAGCUGAAGGGCUGCCAAAAGAAUAUUUUGAAAAGAAACCUUUCUUAGGAGUGCCCUUCACUUCGAAGGAGAGCCAAGCGGUCGCAGGAAUGUUGCAUCCACUCGGGCUCAAGUCGCGGGCGCACGUGCGUGCUAACGAAGACGCGGAAUGCGUGCGAUUGAUGCGCGAGAGUGGCGCCAUACCGGUCGCUGUCACUACCGUUCCUGAGGUCAACCAAUGGCAGGAGACUCGCAGCAUGGUGCACGGGCAGACUAACAACCCUUACCACACCGGGCGUACCACCGGCGGCUCGAGUGGCGGCGAAGCGGCGCUGGCUGCUGCCUUGGCCACGCCCAUCGCACUGUGUUCGGACAUUGGCGGUUCCACGCGCAUGCCAGCUUUCUACUGCGGCCUGUACGGAUUCAAAGCUACGCCGGGAUACACCAGCAUCAAAGGCACGUGUCUACGCUCUGGUUUGGAUCCCACCAUGGCGUCCAUCGGCUUCGUGUCCAAACACCCAGUGGACCAAGUGCCUCUCACCAAGAUCGUCGCACCCACCUUGGACUUGGACAAACACGUGGACGUUAAGAACGUGAAAUACCUAUAUGUGGAGACGGCACAAGACUUACGAGUGAGUCCCAUCAGCAAGGAGCUUCGUCAAGCCAUGACCAGGGUGAUAAAGAAGCUAACAGAGCAAGCCCCGAACACAGAAUGCGUGCCCAAAGAGUAUUCCCACGCCGGCCUGGCUUAUAUGUUCGCGCUGUGGCAGCACGCCAUGACGAAGGAAACGCUGGACUUCCCCGCCGUGCUGGCCAACAACCAGGGGAGACCUAACGCUUAUGUCGAGCUGGUCAAGAAGUGCCUAGGCUUGUCUCAGUAUACGCUGGCGGCGGUGCUGAAGCUGUUCAACGAUGAAGUCAUCCCGCCCAUCAACAAGGAAUGGGCGGAAAAUCUCACCAAGGAGUUUGCGGACGACUUGACGAGCGCCCUAGGGCCCAACGGCGUGCUUUUGUUUCCCUCCGCGCCGGCGGCGGCGCCAUACCACUAUGCGCUGUUCACGCGGCCCUUCAACUUCGCCUACUGGGCCAUCAUCAACGCAUUGCACAUGCCUGCUGUACAGGUGCCUCUCGGGCUGAACAGCGAAGGCCUGCCCAUAGGCAUCCAGGUGGUAGCAGCACCACACAACGAUGCAUUGGCCCUCGCCGUGGCUGCGCACAUCGGGACCACUUGUGGCGGGUACGUGCCGCCGUGCAGGAUCAUCGAGUAAGGUUCAAGGUGGGAGAUAAAUACACCGUCAAAUUUUAGUGGUUGUUGUUCCCGCGGCACAACGAUUUACCUUUAGUAGUAGGGUGAUUGCUAUAGUAAUCAGCCUAUACAUAGUUAUUGGCAUAUUGGAUUGUUAAUAAGUAAGAGACAAAAUUAUUUACUACAUUGGACUGCG